AAAGUUGCGGCGCUGCGAGCCCGGCGAAGUCCUCAGCCCGCCCCACUUGCCCACUCCCCACUUCCCGAGCCGGCUCCGUGUUUGGGAGGGCAGUGAUCACGCAAGCCGGAGCGGCGGGCUGACGUUGGACGAGCUGCCAGGUAGCUGGAAGCAGGCAGCCAGGCAGCCGAGACACUUCCCAGCGAUUCCAGCCUGGGCUCCGCAGGAAGCCUCGCUGAAUCCCCGCCAGCUGGUUCUAACCUUCCAGAAUCGCAAUCCCUUCUCCCCACAGCCAGCCCUCGCCGAGCAAGCAGCAGGAUGUUUGCAGUGUCGCGCCCAGGGCUCUGAGACUGAGCCUGCCAUCCACUCGCACGCCUUUCUUUCAGGGCUUUUCGGCUGUUGGCUACACUGAUGUGACCCCCCCCUCCCUUUUUGGAAUGAUGGGGAUCUUUUUGGUGUAUGUUGGAUUUGUUUUCUUUUCCGUUUUAUAUGUACAACAAGGGCUUUCUUCUCAAGCAAAAUUUACCGAGUUUCCGCGGAACGUGACGGCGACCGAGGGGCAGAAUGUGGAGAUGUCCUGCGCCUUCCAGAGCGGCUCCGCCUCGGUGUAUCUGGAGAUCCAAUGGUGGUUCCUGCGGGGGCCGGAGGACCUGGAGCCCGGGGCCGAGGGGGCCGGCGCGCAGGUGGAGCUCUUGCCCGACAGAGACCCGGACAGCGACGGGACCAAGAUCAGCACAGUGAAAGUCCAAGGCAAUGACAUCUCCCACAAGCUUCAGAUUUCCAAAGUGAGGAAAAAGGAUGAAGGCUUAUACGAGUGCAGGGUGACUGAUGCCAACUACGGGGAGCUUCAGGAACACAAGGCCCAGGCCUAUCUGAAAGUCAAUGCCAACAGCCAUGCCCGCAGAAUGCAGGCCUUCGAAGCCUCGCCCAUGUGGCUGCAGGAUAUGAAGCCCCGCAAGAACGUCUCCGCAGCCGUCCCCAGCAGCAUCCAUGGCUCUGCCAACCAACGAACGCACUCCACCUCCAGCCCUCAAGCGGUAGCCAAAAUCCCCAAACAAAGUCCACAAUCAGGUGCGAGGAUAGCUACAAGCCAUGGACUUUCUGUCCUGCUUCUUGUUUGUGGCUUUGUGAAGGGUGCUUUGCUUUAAUCUAAAGUGCUGACUUUUUUCCAAUAUCACUUUCUCUUCUUAAAGCAAAGAGCAAAUCGCCUGUAAAAUCUACGGAGCGGACAGCAAAGUUGACCCUAAACUCCAAGCACCACCCUGCACCCACUGUACUCUAAUUCACUACACAAGGAGCGCCUGCUUCUGGAAGCAUAAAUGAAGAGGCUAUCACAUGCUUUGUUGAUCAUAUUUUCUUUGGCAAAACACUGAUCUUUUAUUUUAAGAGAAUUAGUGUGAAGUUUUCUAAUAGCAAGAUCUAUUUUUUUCCCUUUUCUUUCGGCGACUAAAAUCAUCUCACUGACUGCUCAAGGGUUGGCCUGAAUGUCAUCAGGAUAGGGAAUAUUCACUAUGGAUACCACUAAUUUCCUACUAAAGGACCCAGCAUCUUCAGGAAGCAAACAGAGAUCAAAAGGCUACAGAACAGAAGCUAUCAUCAGACAAAACCCCCUUUUUAGGGCAAGAACAAAACUAUCAACACUGCAAGUCAACAAGGAGGACAUUACUUUAAAUAAGGAAUAACAUGAGAAAGAAUUUUUUUUUAUUUUCCCCUUUUUUCUUGGAUUUUUCUUCUUUUCUUGAUUUCAGUUCUUGUUCAAUGGUGGCAAGUGCUGGUUAUGGCCAAUCUCCGUCAAUCCUAGGAGGUUUAUAGAACUACAUUUUGAGUGUUCUAUAUUUCAAUGUAUUUUAAUUCAUUUUGCAAUACCUGUAUAUGCAAACCUGACAAAUUCUGUAAAUUGCUUAUAGUAUGUGUGCUAUAACUUCAAAGUAGAUGUACUGCGACCCUCAUGCAAGCUGAUUUUUAUCAUUAUAUAUAUAAAUAUAUACUUAAGAAUAUCUAUGUGUUGGGCCACUGACCAACUUUUUUUGACCAAGCAUUUGUUUUUCGUUGAUAAUUCAUACACUGCGUGAAUUUUGUAAUUCAUCGUUUCACUUCCACAGGUUUGACAGUUGCAGAUGGUCUCUAUUGUCCUCUGCUUCAUUCUGGAAAGUGCAUAUUCAAAAUUGUAUCAGUCUCUGAUCGAUGAAUUAAUUUUGUUACGUCUGUGCUAAGUUGGAAUUUGCUAUGUUCCUUUAUAUAUGGUGUUUAUUGAGGUUUGAGAGUCUCUUGACUCUGAAGAAUGUACACUCUCUGGUUUUGACAGCUAUUUCUGUAUUAUUAUCAUUAUACUCUUGUCAAAUAGAAAUGUUGCUUCUAGAAAAUUUGCCUUGGAGGCGAAUAUGGGGAAGGUGAAGCACUCACCAUAAUUCCCUAAAUUCAUGUUAGAACAUUUCUUGCUAUGGUUAAAAAUGCCGCUUCCUUUGACCUUUAUGAAUUUCUGUACCUUUGUCAUUCUGUUAUUUGCUGCUAAUUAUAUUUUAAUGUCUCCUAAUUAAAAAUUAAAAUUUGGUUGUUGGCUAAAUACAAUAUGCAAAAGAUGAUGGCAGGUCCCUGACUAAAGAAGAUUAAUGUGUUCAGUUUCACUGGUUAAGUGAAUUAUAAUUUUAAAUAUUCCAUUCUUAUUUUUGGCUUUAUGAUAAUUCAGACUAUUUUAUUUUGAACUUGUUUUCUACUCUGGCAAAGAAAGAUAGGCAGAACUAUUAAAGUGUUCCAUAUACAUUAUGGAAUAGAUACAGCUUGAGAGAUAAAUGACCUAAGUUUUCCUUCCAGAGAGAUUCUUCCAUUUUCUCUCAUUACAAAACCAGAAGAUCAGCUAUGUGGGGCCAUCAGCUCCCAGCCUAAGGUCCUAUAACCCGAAGCUUGAAGGCAAUCAGUACCUCUGCUUUUCAAAGGUAAAUGCAUUCAUUUUCUUUGAUUCAGUUAUAAGCAAGUAUAUAUUUUCAUAAUAUUCUUGACAUUACCUGAGAAAUAAUAUUUCAUGCUAAAUCUUUUACUGCCACUUUUCUCAUUUGGUUUAUCAUUUCAGUUUAAUGAGAAAAAUUAAUAAAGGUUUUGAUUGCACUAUUUUAUUAACCUAGAAAUGUAUUUUCUUUCAAAGUUUAAUACUUAAAAAUGCAUAAAAUAAUGGUAAGAUAAACACCAUCUAUUAAGUUUAUCUGGGCCUUAAAGAUUGCAUACAUUAAAGCAUAAGUAAGCAUACUGUUUCAAAUUUGGUCAAGUUAGGAAAAAUCUACAUGUAAUGUACUUUUACUCAAAAUUUAGGUCAUGAGAUUGGUCAUUUCUAAAGCAACACAGACUUGUACCUGUAUCAGCAGUGUUUACCACGCUCAUAAUCAAAGAUGUAUGCUAGUUUGGAAUGAGCUACUAGGCUCAUUGUAUCAGUGUCCAAAAUAAUGAAGAUUUAUCUGUCACUGUGCCACCAAGAGUCCAAUUCACUGGCUACUUUGAGAAAGAACAUGGUGCACUAUUUGCUUUACACUCAAGAAGUUAAUAUGGAACCUUAAAAAUUGGAACAGAAACUAAAACAAAUUAAGGAGAUCUUUCAGAGAUUUUAACCUUAUAUUUUGUCUCUGCAACUAUAACUUUGUAAAUAACCAUAACUUUGAAUAUGAAUAAAGAUUUAAAAAUAAGUUAUCAGACAUUCUCAACCUUGUUUCCAAGUUUAUGUAAUGUUUAUCAUAAGAGAGAAUCCUAAAAUAUUAAAAUUGCUUACUUGAAUUUAAGUUGAAUGCUUUUGUUCUUUCUUAAAGACUUAUAAAUUGCUUGCAAUAAAAUAAUGCAAAUGAAAACACAUGAGGGUAAAAUAAUAAAAUAAGAUAAAAAUUAUUUAAAGCAGAAGCCACUAGUUGGGGUUAGUAAAUAAGCUUAGUGGAGUUCAUGAACCCAAUGGAAUUCCAUGUAUAUUUUUGCAUAUCUGUUUUAUGGAGGUGGUCCUUCAUACGGCCAAUCAAUUCAUUGAUUCUGAGUGAUUUGAUUAUGAUUUGCUGGCCUAAAAGAAGAAUGUUUAGAUGAUUUUGAGCAUCUAAGAAAACCUGAUAGUUAUAAUUUUGAACUGGUUUGCCUUAAAGUUCUUGAAUAUAAUUUAGGAAAGUAUGUUAAGACACACAUAUGUGUGGGUGUGUGCCGGUGGGGGUACAAAAGAACACAUUUUUAAGUUCAGAAAAAAAAUCAUCGCAAUUUGUUAUAAACAGCAUGGACUAAUGAUACAGGAUGAUGUUGGUUGAAUUUUCAGGACUAGCAAUGUAACUUUGCAAUGGAUACGUAGAUGCCAUUCAAAUAAGUGGUUCUGUUAUUUAUCCUAUAUUUUUUUAAAGUAAAAAUAUUAAACAUAGUUUGUAUAAGAAAAAAUAAUUGCAGGAGGUAAGUGUAACCUGUCUGAGAUAACACAUAAAACUCUGAUGAUUGUAUUUUGGAGUUAAGACUAUGAAGCUAAAAAAUAUGUGUGCACAUAAUUUCAAAUAUUAGGCCCAAGUAAUUUUAUUUUCAGAACUGCUCAUUAAUUACGGGAGCACUCAGUGUUUCAGGAAGUGUUAAGACGUCAGGGUUUCAGCAACGAAAUUGAUAAGGCUCUUCCCUAGAUCUAGGAAGAGACAGACAAUAAACAUUCAAAAGCAAGAACAUAAGAUACUGAUAAAUUCUAAGAAGAAAACCCAAUAGGAUAAUAUACAGGGGUGUGACUAGGAGGUCAGAGGAGGCUGCUCUGAGGAGGUGACAUUUCUGCAAAUCUGAAUGAUAGGAAGCCUGGCAAGAGAUCUGGGAGCAGAGCCUUCCAGGGAAAGGGAAGGACUUGUGCAAAACCCCAGAGGCGAAGUCCAUCUAGGCUUGCUCAAAGACAAGAAAGAGGACAAGAGCAUUAAGUGUGGGGAGAGUGGCGAGAGGCAAGAUCAUCAGGCAAGGCGCCUCAGACAAGACCACACCAAGGGGAGAACACAGGGCAGAGCAGGACUGUGUGGAAAUUCCAAAGUGAAUGACUUCCAAAAUCAGGACACAGGCUCUCUCCCCAGCCUGACCUCUUCUGGUGCUUAACUAAAUUGUUAGCAAAACUCCUUGGGGCACAGCACUGAGUCUUCCAGCCAAGCUGCCCCUUUGUAUUGACAUGGCAGAGAUGCAGGAGGCACGAGAGACUGUAACUUUCUAGAGUUAGAAUGUCUCUAGUAACUCUAGAGACAUUUUAGUGCUAAUUUACAAUUGAUCUGGCAAAGAAAGAUAGGCAGAACUAUUAAAGAGUUCAAUUUCCUUCCAGAGAGAGUCUUCCAUUUUCUCUCAUUACAAAACCAGAAGAUCAGCUAUGUGGGGCCAUCAGCUCCCAGCCUAAGGUCCUAUAACCCGAAGCUUGAAGGCAAUCAGUACCUCUGCUUUACAGUUGAUCACUUUGAGGAGCCAAAGGAAAGAGUGAAAGAUUGGGACCGCUUUGAGUGGAGAUGGCACUGAACUCAUUGUAAUAACUACAAAUGCAAUUUAAAAUAAAAGCAUGAGUAUAUAAAUUGAAAGGGCAGGUGGACAGAAAGAAGAGACUGACUCUUAGACAGGUGCUGAGAAAGCAGUGUAAUUAAAAAGAUAAGGAAGGGAAAGGAGCUACAACAUAUACACCACACACACACACACACACACACACACACACGUUAUCAGACAUUCAAAAAAUUAGAUCUUAGACUCCACAAUACAAACCCCAGAGGACAAUGGAUUACAGUGUUGUCAGGGGAGAAACAUUGUGAUAAAAUCAUUGUAUAUUUAGUUAUGUUUUCAUUGUUAAAGAAAUAAACAAACCAUUUUGAGGUAGUUAAAGCUCAGAGAAGAAUAACAUGUAUUUACUCUUCUUGAAAUCUAUGUUGGCUUUAUGCCCCAGCUGAGAUAGGAAUCAAAGGUGAGGUUGAAAAUAAAUAGGGAUAAUAUAAACUGUCCACCAGAUUGUGUUAAAUCUAAAGAAUGAUUCAGUAUUUUAUUGUAUCUCACUGUAUGUGAAAAGAAACAAAAGUUUCACAAAACAAUACUUACCCUUAUUUUGUAUAUGCAGUGCAUUAUAAUAAUUUCUAUUUUGUUCUGUCUCUUUUUUUGUUCAUGCUUGACACAAAACAUUAAAUUGGUUUUGCA
Messenger RNA from Pongo pygmaeus (Bornean orangutan), 6111 nucleotides. RefSeq names its product V-set and transmembrane domain containing 2A (gene VSTM2A). The transcript has 5 exons. Lineage: Eukaryota; Metazoa; Chordata; Mammalia; Primates; Hominidae. The record is from RefSeq and is a predicted model, not a curated record. Gene Ontology annotation, cellular component: membrane. The coding region runs from base 417 to 1127 and encodes 236 amino acids.